GGCAUAAAUCGUCGACUUUCUUGGCAAUUUCUCCUCUGGUGAUUCACUUCGCUGCGUCAGCUCUUCUGAUCUGAAUUUCUGGUUUCGUUUAAAAAGUUAGCAUCUUUUGAUGGUUUUCGCGGCGCGAGCUUGUUUCGUCGAAAUUAUUUGGGAUUUUUUGCCUUUCUUGCGCCAAAGGUUGCGUGUUUAGAUUGGUUUAGUGGAGUCAACUGGUCAAGAUUCUGCCUUUUUGCGGGUCUUGGUGAUGGGAGCUGUGCUAGCGCUACGGCGGUGCCAUAUUGCCGAGCCAUAAGAAAGAGGCGUCUCGGCUGGAGCGUCUCUGGAUGGACUCCCGGCAGCCGCAGCGGAAGUUUCCUCAGCAGCAGAAGCAAGGUGCAGGGUUUCGGCCGAGACUGGAGCGGUGCAACGCGUUGAAAAACAUCAAGUACGAGGCGCAGGCAGUGCGGGCGUCGUGGUCUGCGGGAUCCUCCGCUGCUGCGUCAGAGGAGCAAGCCAACACCCGCGUCACUCUGUCGCUGAACAUCUGGCCAUCGACCUACGCCCACAAGACGAGCUUUCGGAUCGACGGCAGCGUGGAGGACGAGGUGGGCAUCCUCUGCCGCAGCCUCGGUCUCGACGGCCCAGAGGACUUUGCCAUUUCAUUUGACGAUUGGGAGAAGCGAAAGGUGCGAUCGCCCGCAGAUUUUCUCACUAGGUCUAAUUUUCUGCAGCCGGACAGUCCAAACAGCCUAUGCCACACCUUGUCGCAAAAAUCAGCUCUUUGUGCGUCCAUUUUGUCUGCCGCAGACGAGCAGAGUAAGCAGCAGAACUCAGGAGAAGAAGACAGGAAGGCCUGUGUUGUUCAGAACCCUGAUAAUAGGGUUUCUGAAACUGAACCUUUCGAGAUUCCAUGUGCUUCUCCAAGGUCUAGGGCAGGAGAUGGAGGGAUCCGAGGAGUCCGGCCACCGGUUCUUUCUCCUCCAACACCUUCCACAACGUUUUUACCUACACCAUCUUAUCCUACUAGGGAUAAUCUACCAUCAGCUCUUAAACCUCCUCUCUCUACCUCUGGAACCUCCGUUCCAGACUCUGCCAGCACAGCUUUGUAUAACUUAAGAGCCUUGGCUCCAGAGAAGAGUGGUCUUGAUGCCAGUCGAAGGAAAUCUGUGGAUUCCAAGGAUGAGGUGAAGGGAGGAGUUUCAGCUGUGGAUGAAAUCACUGAUGAGGAAUUGAGGGAGAUUUGGUUGGGGGACACCUCUGAUGACUUUACUGGGACUUCUUCUUACUCGACGAUGAAUGAUGAUGAUUCAUCCUGUUCGACCACUGAGACAUUCAUCAUCUCGCCUAACGGUAGGUUCAAGAGGAAGAUAAAGUCAUGGAUGCGUGGUGCGUUCUUGGGGAGCGGUUCGUUCGGUUCAGUUUAUGAGGGGAUCAGUGAGGAGGGUGUAUUUUUUGCUGUUAAAGAAGUUCCCUUGCUUGACAAAGGAUGCAAUGCUCAGCAGUGUAUUCUUCAACUUGAGCAGGAGAUUAUUCUGCUGAGUCAGUUUGAACAUGAUAACAUUGUUCAGUAUUAUGGGACAGACAAGGUAACAACUUGUUUCGACAGUUUUCAUAGAUCCAAGUUCUUUACAUUCACACAAACUUAUCCUUCAAGAUGGUUUCAUAUGGAGUCGUCAAAACUAUAUAUUUUCCUCGAACUUGUCACACAAGGUUCCCUUGCAUCUCUAUACCAGAAGUAUCGUUUGCAAGACUCCCAAGUUUCUUCUUACACCAAGCAAAUUCUAAAUGGAUUAAAUUACCUUCACGAGCGUAAUGUUGUGCACAGAGAUAUCAAAUGUGCAAAUAUAUUGGUUCACGUGAAUGGCUUGGUGAAACUUGCAGAUUUUGGAUUGGCAAAAGAGAUGAGCAAGUUCAACAUGCUGAAAUCUUGUCGAGGAAGUGUAUAUUGGAUGGCUCCAGAGGUUGUUAAUCCUAGGAGAACAUAUGGACAAGCUGCCGAUAUAUGGAGUCUUGGUUGCACUGUUCUGGAAAUGCUUACUCGCCAGAUUCCGUAUCCUCACUUGGAACUGAUGCAAGCUUUAUACAAGAUCGGCCACGGCGAACCCCCAACUAUUCCAGACUCUCUCUCCAGAGAUGCACGCGAUUUCAUUAGGAAGUGUGUACAAGUAAACCCUGAUGACCGUCCUAAUGCUUCUCAACUAUUGGAGCAUCCAUUUGUAAAAGGCCGCUGAGAAUCUCUUCGGUCUCUAAUUUAUCUUCGUUCAACAAUAGCGUUGCAUUUUUUCCCCAAGAUCGCAUAUAUUAGUCGCCAUUUCGCCAGGGUUCUUGCUCUACAUUUCGAUUUGCAAUGUUUACUCUGGCUGCAUGAGAUUGUAGUGAAUCUAUAGUCCUAAAUCCAUGUAACUUAGCUUGGUUAUUGCACAAAAUGUAUAGACUUCUGCUGUAUAUUCUCCACUCUUUAAUGUUUGGUUUACCUGAUAGAAUAUAGUAAUGUAGCAGUUAUCUGUGAGGAUGGAAUAUGUAAAGAAUGAAAUAAGAAUUUAAGAAUGUCUAAUGUGCUUGAUUUA
Messenger RNA from Zingiber officinale, 2546 nucleotides. RefSeq names its product mitogen-activated protein kinase kinase kinase 1-like. Gene Ontology annotation, biological process: protein phosphorylation. The coding region runs from base 324 to 2210 and encodes 628 amino acids. The transcript has 8 exons. Gene Ontology annotation, molecular function: protein kinase activity; ATP binding. NCBI's taxonomy places the organism in Eukaryota, Viridiplantae, Streptophyta, Magnoliopsida, Zingiberales, Zingiberaceae. The record is from RefSeq and is a predicted model, not a curated record.